AGUGAUAACUCGUAGUCGGUCGUUAUCAAUCACAACACAACCAUAAAACAUGAUAAAACAUACCCCAUAGGAAUAGCAAAUUUUAAUCCAUUGUUGACAUACGUCUUCCGACUCUACGACUCACGCCCGCCUUUUAUAAACGGUGUUUUGUUUGGGACUCGUGGAGAUGAGGUACCUUAUUGUAUUGUUGAAUUGUUUUCUCGUUUACCAUCGUCUAUCAUAGGUAUUCGUAUUCCUUAUUGUUACAUUAUUAAAUUCACUUGUGAUUAUUGCGAUUUAUAAUAGUGCAAUAUGAACGCGGAGAGCAACAAUGUCACAUAUAAUCUGAGGAGGAAGACACGACGGACCGACGAGUGCAAGUCCAACGAUGAUAGAGUAUGGUGAAAAACUGAAAACUUUGUGACAAUACAAGGUCCUUAUGUAUACACCAACAUCCGAAACGGAUAGGAACUUCGAGAAGAAAAAGAACGUUUACACUGUGGUGUUUCGCUGUGUGAAACUAUAGAACUCCAGUGAACUGAAUUGUCACAUCGUUUUCACCGUACUCUGGGUGCACAAAAAACAAAUUCAAUGUUUGCGGCACAGACAUAUUUAUCGGUUGAUCAGAAGACUGACUGCGGUUCAAUGUCCAUGAUGGAAGACAAACAGUACUGGUGUGAGCAAUGGGUCCUAGCUCACCGUGAAGGCAAUGUUCCUGAAGAAAAAAAAUAUGUCGCUAAAAAAUGUGUUGUUACCAAUAAUUCAGAUGACACAGAGUCAUAUAAGUCUAGCUUCGAUUUAAAUAACUUAAAAGAAUGUAAGAAGCAACAACCUAGAAAAAAGAAAUUAGAUUUAGAUCGAGUAAAAAUGAGUUACUGUUGUAGUUGGGUUGAAUGCAAUUAUGAAUCAACUGAUAUAAAAGAUUAUCUUCAACAUGUUGCUGAGCAUGUUGAUUAUUUAUGGACUGAAGAAUGGCAGGGCAAUAAAGAAAAAUGGUUUACAUGUUCAUGGAAUAAUUGUACGUUCCAAUCAAACUGCGAGGUGAAAUCUACAACUCAUGUAAAUUUCCAUGCAUAUCACACACGACUUAAAUGUGUUGGCUUGGCUGUUUUAAAUCUUUGUGAAAUACCUGGAUGUAAAUUGAAUGGUGAUGGUGCUAACAUCUUACCAGAUUUACCAAGUGAAUUUGAAUGUAAUUGGAAAAAUUGUGAUGAUCGAUUUGAAUGUAUGCAAUACUAUGCAUAUCAUGUGGCUCAGCAUUUAGAUUUUUCAAAAUUCAACAAUUCUAACUUCAUCUGCCCAUGGACAGAUUGUACUUUACAAUUUACCGCACGUUACCGAUUAGUUGACCAUAUAAAAAGCCACACUCAAGAAAAAUCAUGUGCUUGUCCUAACUGUGGUAUUAUGUUUUCCACUUACACUAAACUGAAAGAUCACUGUAGACAAUCAAAUAAAGACAAAAGCAAUCAGUGUAAAUUUUGUAAAAAAACAUUUUCAUGUGAACGACUUCUAAAACAGCAUGUUCGCCUUCAUAUAAAUUAUUUUAAAUGUCAUCAGUGUGAUGCAUCGUUUUCUAGAGCAAUACAACUAUCCACUCAUAUACGUUACCGUCAUUUAGAUAUAAAACCCUUUGGAUGUCAUUUAUGUAAAUCUAAGUUUGUGCGCAAAGUAGAUCUUACUACACACUUACGAAAACAUGCGCCAGGCCCGCUAUUCAAAUGUUCAAAGGACGGCUGUGAUUUUUCAUGUCGAAGCGAGUACACAAUGCGAAAGCAUAUAGGAGUAGAACAUUACAAUGCAGAAGAACUGUAUAAAUAUUAUUGUCAUAUGUGUGGUGAUUUGUUCCUAAGAGGUUCAUUUCUCACAAAACAUUUAAAAACUGAUCAUAACUUCCAUAAGCCAGCUGGAUUGAAACGUUUCAGGUACAUUGAAGACGACGACGGGUAUUAUAAACUUCAAACGUCAAGAUAUGAAUGUCUAGACAUACAAGAACAAAAGAAAGUUAAGUUGAUCAAUCCCAACAAAGUGAUUGUCAGAAAAAAAAGUCAAACUACGUGCAAUGAUAAGCAAGCGAUAGAAUUUGUUGUUGAUAUUUUAUCAUGUACAAGUGAUGAUGAGGACAAUGAUGAUAUUGAGUAAUUUAAGAUAAAAUUGGUUUAUUGUUAUUCAGUACAUAUUUAAAAUAAACUAGUUGACUAUUAUAUAUUAAGAUUUUUUGUGAACUGA
Acyrthosiphon pisum (pea aphid) is the source of this 2205-nucleotide messenger RNA. It is a transcript of the gene Hinfp, whose product is annotated as Histone H4 transcription factor. Gene Ontology annotation, biological process: regulation of gene expression. Gene Ontology annotation, cellular component: nucleus. NCBI's taxonomy places the organism in Eukaryota, Metazoa, Arthropoda, Insecta, Hemiptera, Aphididae. The transcript has 11 exons. Bases 571 to 2118 code for a protein of 515 amino acids. The record is from RefSeq and is a predicted model, not a curated record.